AUGGAGUCUGAGAUAGAGAAUGCGCCUGCUAGAGAUGUUGAGAAGCAGAUACCAUCACAGAUCGAGAAUUCCGCUGCUGCCGCUGUCGCCGCACCCUCCGCAGAACAUGCAUUGAGUCCUGCCGUCGAUCCGGCGGUAGAGGCUCGAUUGUUGCGGAAAUUGGACAAGAGGAUCCCGACCUUGCUUGCUUUCCUUUAUCUGCUAGCUUACCUGGAUCGGAGUAACAUAGGAAAUGCGGAGAUUGCAGGCAUGGAAGAGGAUCUGAACCUGGUUGGGAACCGCUACUCGUGGCUUCUCACCAUCUUCUAUAUCUCCUAUUGUGUGUUUGAAUUCCAAGCCUUGAUGUGGAAGGUCCUAAAGCCGCACCGCUGGGCCAGCAUCGUUGUCUUCGCCUGGGGAGUCAUCGCUUCCUGUCAAGCUGCAACUAAAAGUUGGCAAGGAAUGAUGGCUCUCCGUUUCCUCAUGGGGAUUUUUGAGGCGGGCUUUGGGCCUGGAGUGCCGUACCUCCUUUCCUUCUUUUAUCGUCGCCGCGAACUCGGUCUGCGCUGCGGAUUGUUUUUAUCUGCAGCCCCUCUCGCAAGUACCUUCGCCGGCGCGCUCGCCUAUGGAAUCACUUCGGGACAUCCGCGUCUUGCCAGCUGGCGCGUGCUGUUCCUUGUCGAAGGCCUCCCGUCCUGCGUGGCUGCCAUUCUACCCUGGUUCUUCCUGCCUGACGACCCAACUUCUGCACGGUUUUUGACAGAGGAAGAGAAAGAAGUUGCCCGCACCCGGAGCCUCCAACAGACGGGAGAGGUCGAGAGAGCGAAAGGCAUUGUCUGGAAGGAUAUCGGCCUCACCUUGAUGGACGCCAAAGCGUGGUUUACCGCGCUCAUGUACUUCAGUUGCAACGUUAGCUUCUCCUCCCUUCCGGUCUUCCUCCCAACUAUCAUCGCCGACAUGGGUUUCACCGAUAUCCACGCGCAGGGUCUGACUGCACCCCCAUACUUUAUCUCCUUUCUUGUCACCAUCGCCUCAACGUAUGUUGCCGACCGGCUGGAACAGCGUGGCUACGCCGUCGCCUUCCUGUCUUUAAUUGGCGCAAUUGGCUAUGUUCUGCUCGCCACGUGCGAGAACGUUGGUGCUCGCUACUUCGGCGUGUUUCUCGCAGCAAGCGGCGUGUUCCCUGCCAUUGCAAACAUCCUGCCUUGGGUGUUGAACAACCAAGGCUCUGACACCCGACGUGGUAUGGGCAUCAUCCUGCUCAACCUGGUUGGGCAAUGUGGCCCUUUCCUCGGAACCCAGAUUUUUCCCAGCUCAGGCAAGCCUCGUUACAUCGAGGGCCAAUCCAUUUGUGCCGCCUUUAUGUUCUUCACCACGCUGCUCGCGUUGGGUCUGCGGUUCCUCUUAAAAUGGGAGAACGGGCGACUGGACAAGAAAUAUGCAGCCCCCGAUGCCCAGAGUAGUGCUCAAGAUGAGAAAACGAUUCACUUGGGAGGUGAGGACAAUUAUGGUGCGAAUUUCAGUAAUGGUAUCCGGUUCUCAAUAUCUGAUCUUGCCCCGCCUACAGCUCGAAUCAUGCCUGUUGUCUUCCAGGACAGGGCGGGGAUCUCACUCUAUGACGCACAAUUCUCUCACUCAGAUGGCAUGCGAGGCCCUAUUCCUGAUCAGAUCAUUGAUCAGGUGGUUGCCCGACUGGUUCAUUUCAAGAUCACCUGCGAUGACUUCUGCGUCUCGGAAGAGAACAUCCACGUUCUUGCUACCGAGGCGACGAGGACGGCGCCGAACUCAGCUGAGUUCCGCACCAGAAUCAAGGAUGCCACGGGGUGGGAAGUCCGUAUGCUGUCUAAGGAGGAGGAAGGCAGGAUUGGCGCUCUGGGUGUGGCGAGUAGUUCAACUUCUAUCGCAGGGUUGGCCAUGGACUUGGGAGGAGGUAGUACGCAAAUUACCUGGGUCAUUGAGACAGAUGGAGUUGUUAAAAUCAGUCCCAAGGGAUCAUUCAGCUUUCCCUACGGGGCAGCAGCACUAGGGAGACGGUUGGAGCAGGCUAGAGAGCAAGGAGAAGUGGCCGAGAAGCAACUGAAGGAAGAGAUGAUGAGCAAUUUUCGAGAGGCUUAUCGGUCUUUAGAGGUGCCGGACUCAUUGCUAAAUGCUGCAGAUGCCAACGGAGGAUUUGAUCUGUAUCUUUGCGGCGGAGGCUUCAGGGGUUGGGGAUACUUGCUCAUGAGCCAGGCCAGGGUCCGUCCAUAUCCUAUUCCGAUUAUCAAUGGAUACCGGGCAAGCAGGGAGAGCUUCCACGACACGGAAUCGCUACAGGAUAUUGCUUCCAACCCCGAUGCUAAAGUCUUCGGUGUUUCAAAGCGGCGUGCAUCUCAGAUCCCCGCGGUGGCUUUCCUGGUGAACGUCAUGAUGGAGGCCUUACCAGCCGUGAAGAGUAUUCAGUUCUGCCAAGGAGGUGUCCGCGAGGGAUUCCUCUUUGACAGAUUGCCUGCGGAAGUGAGGUUACAGGAUCCUCUUUUGGCUGCAACAGCCCCGUAUGCUUCGCCAUCCAGAGAUGCAAUUAGGGAUCUACUUUUGUCAGCCCUGCCAGAGAGACCGUCGUCUCUCUUGUCUAGACAUCCACCCGCUUCGUUUUCCUACAACCUGGUGACAGCCCUUGCGGAUCUUCUAUACGCACAUGCGAAUGUUCCUCGAGAAUCCCGUUCCGCCGCCGCUCUUCAUAGCACCACGACCGGCGUUCUCUCCUGCGUGAACAGCCUUUCGCAUGUUGACCGUGCAAUCCUCGCACUCAUACUGCCGGAACGAUGGGGUGCAGAUUUUGCACCGACGGAGCAGCUGUUCCAGGACCGGCUUCUUCAAUUGGUUUCGGUAGAAGAAGCGUGGUGGUGUCUGUAUCUGGGGCGAAUUGCGGCCCUGGUUGGCGACGUAUACCCCUCUGGAAGAGUUCCCCCCGAAUCUCAAUGGAGAGUGCGUCUCCAGACAUCAUGGGACACCAUCGCCAAAAAGAAGGAAAGGCGUGAUGUGCUUCGCGUGCAAGUGAUCUUGAAGGAGUCUGUCUCUACUACGGUGCUGAAAGACUCCCUCCAAGAUACCGCAGAGCGGAUUGAGAAAGUCGGCAAGAAGAAGAACUGGAUCAAACCCACCGACAGCGAAAGCGAAGAUGGAUACGGCGUGCGAGUAGCCGUGGAUAUCGCUGUGGCUCCAUGA
Penicilliopsis zonata CBS 506.65 is the source of this 3183-nucleotide messenger RNA. RefSeq lists its product as hypothetical. Lineage: Eukaryota; Fungi; Ascomycota; Eurotiomycetes; Eurotiales; Aspergillaceae. The transcript is spliced from 8 exons. The record is from RefSeq and is a predicted model, not a curated record. Gene Ontology annotation, cellular component: membrane. Bases 1 to 3183 code for a protein of 1060 amino acids. Gene Ontology annotation, molecular function: transmembrane transporter activity. Gene Ontology annotation, biological process: transmembrane transport.